This is a messenger RNA of Pelobates cultripes (western spadefoot toad), 483 nucleotides long. Lineage: Eukaryota; Metazoa; Chordata; Amphibia; Anura; Pelobatidae. The record is from the annotation of a GenBank genome assembly.
AUGGACCGGGCUCAUAGAGCGUUACGAGCUCCCAGCACCAAUAUGUCCACCCCCAGGGAUAUCAUCGUCAGACUACAUUUCUACCACAUUAAAGAACGCAUAAUGAAAGCAGCCCGUGAUAGCCCUGUGGAGGUGGAGGGGGUUCCGGUCCAGCUGUUCCAGGAUCUGGCACCGACCACCCUAAAGCGCAGGAGAGACCUGCGCCCACUCACACAACACCUUACCCGACAUGGCCUCCGGUAUGCCUGGGGUCACCCCUUCAAGAUCAUCAUCCGCAAAGAUGGCAGGUUCUAUUCCCUCACGAAGCCGGAGGAAAUUCCCACGCUCCUGGACCAGCUGGACCUGCCACAGAUACCCACUACAGCGCACCCCAGCACCGACCAGGCUCCACAACGACCGCCGAGCAGCAAUUUACCCACCAGGACCGGUGACCGCUUGCACAGGAACGCGACACCACGUCAGCUGGAUGCUACACCGCACUAA